This is a messenger RNA of Hansenula ciferrii, 1326 nucleotides long. It is a transcript of the gene IDP1, whose product is annotated as isocitrate dehydrogenase (NADP(+)) IDP1. The transcript has a single exon. The record is from RefSeq and is a predicted model, not a curated record. Lineage: Eukaryota; Fungi; Ascomycota; Saccharomycetes; Phaffomycetales; Wickerhamomycetaceae. Gene Ontology annotation, biological process: isocitrate metabolic process. Gene Ontology annotation, cellular component: mitochondrion. Bases 1 to 1326 code for a protein of 441 amino acids. Gene Ontology annotation, molecular function: magnesium ion binding; NAD binding; isocitrate dehydrogenase (NADP+) activity.
AUGCUUCGUUUCGCUACCUUAAGAUCUUCUUUAAGAUCCCCAGUCUUAAACAAUGUUACUGCUUAUCGUCAAUUCUCACAAUCUGCUUUAAAUUUGGAUAAAAUUAAAGUUAAGACUCCAAUUGUUGAAUUAGAUGGUGAUGAAAUGACCAGAAUCAUCUGGUCAAAAAUUAAAGAUAGAUUAAUUUUACCUUAUGUUGAUGUUGAUCUUAAAUAUUAUGAUUUAGGUAUCCAAGCAAGAGAUGAAACAAAUGAUCAAAUUACAAUUGAUUCUGCUAAUGCUAUCAAAAAAUAUGGUGUUGGUAUUAAAUGUGCUACUAUUACACCAGAUGAAGGUCGUGUUGAAGAAUUUAAUUUGAAAAAAAUGUGGAGAUCACCAAAUGGUACAAUUAGAAAUAUCUUGGGUGGUACUGUUUUCAGAGAACCAAUUGUUAUCCCAAGAAUCCCAAGAUUAGUACCAGGUUGGGAAAAACCAAUCAUUAUUGGUAGACAUGCUCAUGGUGAUCAAUAUAAAGCCACUGAUCUUGUUGUUCCAGGUGCUGGUAAAUUGGAAUUAGUUUAUAAACCAACUGAUGGUUCAGAAGCUCAAACUUUAGAAGUUUAUGAUUAUAAAGGUCCAGGUGUUGGUUUAGCUAUGUACAAUACUGAUGAAUCAAUUGAAGGUUUUGCUCAUUCAUCUUUUAAAUUAGCAAUCAGUAAACAAUUGAAUUUAUUCUUAUCAACUAAAAACACAAUUUUGAAAAAAUAUGAUGGUAGAUUUAAAGAUAUUUUCCAAAAAAUUUAUGAUGAACAAUAUAAAUCUAAAUUUGAAGAAUUAGGUAUUUAUUAUGAACAUCGUUUAAUUGAUGAUAUGGUUGCUCAAAUGGUUAAAUCAAAAGGUGGUUUCAUCAUGGCUUUGAAAAAUUAUGAUGGUGAUGUUCAAUCAGAUAUUGUUGCUCAAGGGUUUGGUUCUUUAGGUUUAAUGACUUCAGUUUUAGUUACACCAGAUGGUAAAGCUUUUGAAUCAGAAGCUGCUCAUGGUACUGUUACUAGACAUUAUAGACAACAUCAACAAGGUAAAGAAACCUCAACCAAUUCAAUUGCUUCAAUUUUCGCUUGGACUAGAGGUUUAGCUCAAAGAGGUAGAUUAGAUGGUACUGAAGAUGUUGUUAAAUUUGCUGAAUUAUUAGAAAAAGCUACUUUAGAUACCGUUCAAGAAGAUGGUAUCAUGACUAAAGACUUAGCUAUUGCUACUGGUAGAUCUGAUAGAGAAAGUUACGUUACAACUAAUGAAUUUUUAGAAGCUGUUGAAAAACGUUUAAAAACACAAGUUGAAGCUCAAUUAUAA